UCUCCCCUGCUGUUCCCUCGCAGGGUCAAAGCAAAGAAAGGGGUGAACCUGCUGCAGACCAAGUCAAAGAACGCCCAGUGGAAGGUGGACUGGGAGGUGCAAUCUGGAGCCAAACAUUCCAUCACCACCAUCGAUGUGAGCAAGAACAAAGGCGUGAAGCAAGGCGAUGUGUUGGGGAACAUUGAGGUUAUGCAGUUGGAUUUUGAGAUGGAGAACUUCACCAGCCUCUCCGUGACCAGGAGGAUCAACUGGAACAUCGACUAUAAGGGACAGAACCCGGUGCCCGACUCGGAAAAGGUCGUAACGGAGCUCACAGUGGUUCAGAAAGACAUCCAGGCAAUCCUUCCUCUGGCAAUGGACACGGAGAUCAUCAACACGGCCAUUCUUACCGGACGCACCGUGGCCAUUCCCGUCAAAAUGGUCUCCAUAGAGAUGAGCGGGGCAGUCACGGACGUCUCGACCUUUGUGCAGUGCAAGUCGUCGAAUGAAGACAUUGUAAAGGUUUCUAUGAAUUGUGACUACGUGUUCGUCAACGGCAAGGAGACCCGGGGCUCCAUGAACGCCAGGAUCAUCUUCAGCUACGAGCACCUGAGCGCACCGCUGGAGCUCACCGUCUGGGUGCCCAAGCUUCCCCUGCAGGUGGAGCUCACCGACAGCUCUCUGAGCUUCAUCAAAGGCUGGAGGGUUCCCAUUCUGCCUGACAGGAGGAGCACCAGGGACAGCGAUGCAGAUGACGACGAUGACGACAGGCGAAUGAAUCGCGGCUGCGCCCUCCAGUACCAGCGAGCCAUGGUAAAAGUGCUGACCCAGUUCCACACCACUUCCACAGAGGGCACGGAUCAGGUGAUCACCAUGCUGGGACCCGACUGGCAGGUGGACAUCACGGACCUCGUCCAGGACUCCCUGAAGGUGGUGGACCCAAAGGUCGCGGAGCUGGUGGACAGGACAAUUCUGGUGGGCCUGGAGAUGGGAUCCACCGUGCUGAAGGUGGAGUCUCCACUGGCUGUGGACGCCGUGCUGGGGGAGGCGUCCUUCUCCGUCACGGAUGACAAGGUUUCCAUCACGGAGCUGCGAGUUCACGCCGUGUCGGGUUUGACCCUGUCCCUGCAGCCCAGCGUCGGAAACAGCCACACCAUGGUGGCCAAGGCGUCCGGCAUCCAGACCCUCACUGCUCUAAAACAGGAAGCCAGCUUGUCUGUCUGGAUGCUUUUCAGCGACAACACAGCCGCCCCUCUGACGUACUUUGAUCCAAAAGACUACAACCUCAAUGCCUCUACGCUGGACGACAAAGUGGCGUCGGUGUCCCAAGAGCCGCAGCAACGUUGGCCUGUGGUGGUCGCAGAGGGGGAGGGAUCGGGAGAAAUUGUGCGUGUAGAGAUGACCAUCUGCGAGGCCUGCCAGAAGACCAAACGCAAAAGCGUUAUUGCAUCUGCUGCAGUUCAUGUCAAAGUCCGCUUUGGCCCAGAGGAAGACUCGGAGGAGGAAACCACCACGGAGGGCGAGAUUGAGCUGGCGUCUGUCACCAGGAGGACAGUCAUUGAUCCUAACGUCAGUGGAAGAAUUUAUGAUACCUCUAACGAGCAGCCUGCCAGUGUUCCCGUGGAUUACACUAAUUUUCCCACCAUUAGUAACCAAGAGCAGCCAACUGAGAGUGAUGAAGAGGAAGAGGAUGACUUUGUGCACUCGCCACGAAACAUGACAGACCUUGAGAUUGGCAUGUAUGCUCUGCUUGGUGUGUUCUGCUUAGCUAUAUUAGUGUUUCUUAUCAACUGCAUUGUGUUUGUGCUUAAGUACCGCCACAAGCGCAUCCCGCCUGAGGGCCAGGCCAACAUGGACCAUUCCCACCACUGGGUGUUCCUGGGAAAUGGCCAGCCGCUCAGGGCCCAGUGCGACCUGUCGCCACAGCAGGUGGAGAGUCCCAGCAAUCCUUUGGAGGGGGUACAGACUUGCUGCCAUGGGGACCACCACAGUAGUGGCAGUUCCCAAACCAGCGUCCAUAGCCAAGUCCACGGAAGGGGUGACGGCAGCUCCGGUGGUUCGACCAAGGAUAACGGCGAGGAGGCCAGCUCCCCCACCUCCAAACGCAAGAGGGUCAAGUUUACCACCUUUACAACCCUUCCAACAGAGGAGCUGCCCUACAACUCCAUCCCGAUCGCAGACGAAGAGGACAUUCAGUGGGUGUGCCAGGAUAUGGGCUUUAAAGACCCAGAAGAACUCCACGAUUAUAUGCGCAGAAUAAAAGAAAUAGCCUAAGAAAGGAGGUGCGUUGUGAAAGCACUGCUCUCCACUUUCUAAAGAGACAGUUCCUUUCUAUUUUUCUCUUUUUUCAAGCAAGAGUGAAAGAUAAUUUUUCGCAAACUUUGAGGCCAAUAUGUUGUUCUGGUUAGGGUUUGUUCCAUGUAGUUUGCACAGUGCUGUAAUCUCAUAUACCCUCACACAGAAGAGAAUGCAAGAAGCCAAAGACUCGACCAGAGGAUCUCAAUCACAAGAGAUGUCUGUGAAUCUUGGCUAUGGAAACAGGUUUCACUCGGAAGCUGAGCCAUGGAGACAUAAAAGAGCUGCUCUAGCUCCAGUUUUUCAGGAUAUGACUUUUACAAAUCCCUGAUAUGGACAGGAGUAUAUUUAGUGUUGGUGGUUGUGCUUCAGUGGCUCAGCGGGACCCUGCAGUACUGUACCUUCUCCAAACAAUGAGGCCUUUGAUGAACAAAUAACUUGUCAAAGACUCUAAUUAAAAACCAGUUUUAAAAAUUAUUUUGUUUUUUGCCAAAGUAGAAAAAUUAUUAUUUUAAUGGCAAAAACCGUUACUGUUGUCUGUGUAGCACAUUCAUGAUUUUUACUCAUCUUCAUUACUUACAUUUUCUACAUUUCGUAGGUAGACAAAAGCAGUGCCCUUCUACAACUCCUGACAAUUUCAAUGCCUUAUAAAAAUGGUCACGCUUCACAUAUAUCAGUGGAGACACCUUGUUUUCUCACUGUUAAGUUACAGCUUGGUAAAGCAUUGAAACACUAAAGCUGUUCUCCGGCCUGAGGAGUCGAGCUUUGCAUGAGAAGGUAACCUAAGCCACAAUCAGCAAUCCUUUUCCCAAAUUUGUAAAUGUUUAUAAUGUAAUUAAACGAUUAUUCAUACACAUUAAUAAACUAAAUAUGUUACUGUGCUAUACACGCAUGUCAUACCAGGCCUACAUACAUACAGACAUUCCUCUUUGUAUAUAAUUCUGUCAAACUAGAGUUGCCUAAAAUGUUGCAAUUUACUUUUUCAAGGUGGAAAAACAAGAAUCUGUUUAAACUCUUGGAAACUUUAUAGUCUUGUGGUGGGUUGAAAGCUGCCCCAAAUGUAUUGCUGUGCCAGAUGUAGAUUUUUUAAACUCUGGAAUCUCAUUUGACUGUUCAAUAUACGGAUUUGCUAUGCAUCCAUUCUAACAGAUCAAUAUUUAGAAAAUGCAAUUUCCAUUCUCCAAGCUUUGCAAGACUAGAGCUUCUGAGAAGGAAGGGAAUUUAGAAUACGCAAACUGAGCUGUGUUUGAAUUGUCCAAUUGUUCACUUUCAAGUAAGCCUUUCCUAAGGGCCCUAUCAGGCUACGUUCACACCGGACGCUAGCCUGACGUAGUCCUACUAAAUUCUAGUCAGAAUGAGUCUGAUGCUGCUCCAUAGAGCUGUGAUUAUGGGGCGUGUUUCGAACGAACCAGGAAAAAAAAUGC
Cyprinodon variegatus (sheepshead minnow) is the source of this 3698-nucleotide messenger RNA. RefSeq names its product transmembrane protein 132E (gene tmem132e). The transcript is spliced from 7 exons. Lineage: Eukaryota; Metazoa; Chordata; Actinopteri; Cyprinodontiformes; Cyprinodontidae. The annotation marks the transcript as partial. The record is from RefSeq and is a predicted model, not a curated record.